UGAUUUCAUAAAUAUAUUAAUUAUGGCUUCUGUCACAUCAGGACCACCAGUUUUGACACCUCACAUGCGCCAAGCUUUGUCAAACUUAUCCAACAAACUCUUCAUGCAGGGAAAUUCAAAAUAUGACAAUUUCACAUCUCAAUUACCAGGAAAUGAAAUUCUGACAAAUCUACCCCUUCAAAUGACAAUGUAUUUCAAUGUCUAUCUCUUUCCAUUCUGGUUCACAACUUACUGUGUUAUGCUUGGAGUAAAGUAUUCUUAUCUUGGAGGCACAUUUAAAGUUAUAUUAAUUGCUAUGUUGAUUCUAUACACAUUAAUUGAAAUUGCACGAUUGUAUCUCGGAUACAUUGGAAACUUGCAAGAAAAGGUUCCCGAAUUAGCAGGAUUUCUGUUGUUGAGCGCUCCUCAAAUCGUUUUAAUUUUGAUACUCCUGGCUCAUCCAGAUGUUAUACUAUUACCAAUGGAAGGUGUUAUGCAUACCAUUUUGUUACUAAUGAUUGUCAUAGAACUCUUAAGUGGUCUCUCCACACUUUCUGCAAUGACCAGACAGCAAGCAACAAAAUUCAGAUUGCAGCAAUUUAUCGAUCUUGAAAAUAUGAACACACCUCUUGUGGAAGAGCAUAACCAACCUGAUGACGUGGGGAGGUUUCAGUGAAAAAAAAAUCUCCAGAAGAGCUUGAAUUCCAUUUUCUGAUAUAUUCAUAUGUAUAAGGCAAUUGUGAAUAUAUUUUGCAAUGAGUUGAAAUACAGGACCAUCCAGUAGUUGGGUGAAACAGCUGUCGAUUAACGAUCAUUAUCUGAUCUUAAAAUGUUUUGACAUGGGUGGACACUUCAUCUUAUAUCUAUUUUUCAAAAAAAAAAAGAAUAUUAUAAAAGAACUAU
This is a messenger RNA of Styela clava, 882 nucleotides long. The record is from RefSeq and is a predicted model, not a curated record. NCBI's taxonomy places the organism in Eukaryota, Metazoa, Chordata, Ascidiacea, Stolidobranchia, Styelidae.